AUGGCUGUAUCACAGGUAUCGCUUGACGAGCUGCGCAAGCAUGAUAGGAAAGAGGAUUGCUGGAUCGCAGUACAUUCAAAGGUCUGGGAUUUCACAGAGUUCGUUGACGAGCAUCCAGGCGGAUCAGAAAUUCUUUUGCAAUGCGCGGGGACUGAUGCAACUCGUCAAUUUGAUGAAGUUCAUGCGCCUGGGAUACUCGAAGAGAAUCUGUCAGACGAUAAGCUGAAAGGGGCCCUGGCGGUAGAAGCGAGUAGCCAUGUUGUUCAUCGCAAGGAAGCCGUGCCUGAAGUCACGAAUGAUCAGAAGGUUGUGGCAAAAAUCCCAGAUGCGCUCGGCCUACCAGAGCUUCACACCCUGAUCAAUGCUGCCGACUUUGAAAAGGCAGCCAGCAAGUCCUUGACGGCCAAAACAUGGGCCUUUUACUCAUCGGCAGCUACCGACCUGAUCACGCACCAGCAGAAUAAGAGCCUGUUGCGACGUAUCAUGAUCCAACCACGGAUUUUGCGCAAUGUCAAGCAUGUCGACUAUCGAAGAAGAAUCCUGGGUUGCGACAGCAGUGCUCCCUUCUUCAUAAGCCCAGCAGCCAUGGCACGAUUAGCCCAUCCAGACGGCGAGCUUGCCUUGGCCAGAGCAGCUAAAACAGAGAGCAUCAUACAAUGUAUUUCAAAUAAUGCGUCAUAUCCACUCGGAAGCAUUGUGCAGUCAGGCGAUCCGAAGCAGCCGUUUUUCUUUCAACUUUAUGUGAAUUCAGAAAGACAAAAAACAACGGAAUUGCUUCUGAAAGCCAAGGAGCUAGGGAUUAAAGCCAUCUUCGUCACGGUAGAUGCGCCAGUCCCCGGGAAACGCGAAGCCGAUGAGCGCAUCGCAGCAGAAGGGGUCCAGUCCGCCAUCAGCGGGGCCAAGGCGACAAACGACAAGAAGGGCGGUGGCCUUGGGCGGUUGAUGGCUCAGUACAUUGACAAGUCCCUUACUUGGUCUGACUUGGCUUGGAUCAAGAAGACUUCCGGCCUCCCGGUUGUACUCAAGGGGGUGCAAAAUGUGCAAGACGCAAAAAUGGCCGUCGAGUACGGCGUCGAAGGCAUAAUGCUCAGUAAUCAUGGUGGUCGAUCACUGGACACCGCCCAGCCCGCGAUACUCAACCUCCUCGAGCUGGGGCUCAAAGCGCCCGAGGUAUUUUCAAAGCUCGAGGUUUAUGUAGAUGGAGGCUUCGAGCGCGGCACAGACAUUCUCAAGGCAAUUGCCCUGGGAGCGACGGCGGUGGGAGUCGGAAGACCCUAUCUUUACUCUCUGGUACAUGGCCAAGAAGGCGCGGAACAUCUCACCCAAAUUCUGAAAGACGAGAUUGAAGUCUCCAUGAGAUUGUGCGGACUCACUAGCCUGGAGCAAGCUACACCUGACCUUCUCAACACUGCGGACAUUGAUCACCUGGUGAGGCAAUCAAACAGGUUUCCGAGCAUACCACGGAGAAAAGGAGGGGCAAAGCUAUAG
This is a messenger RNA of Pestalotiopsis fici W106-1, 1488 nucleotides long. RefSeq lists its product as uncharacterized. Gene Ontology annotation, molecular function: oxidoreductase activity; heme binding. Bases 1 to 1488 code for a protein of 495 amino acids. Lineage: Eukaryota; Fungi; Ascomycota; Sordariomycetes; Amphisphaeriales; Sporocadaceae. The transcript is spliced from 5 exons. The record is from RefSeq and is a predicted model, not a curated record.